AUGAUCUUCCUCGUAGCCCUUGUCCUCACUGUAUGCGCCCUCACACCAACGGUUGAUUGUGCCACUGCAGGAAUUGAAUGGUGUUACCAUCUUCCAGCCUGCAAGGACACCAACUGGGCAACCAUCUCUCCUAAAUAUUGUAAUGGCUCCCGACAGUCUCCCAUUAACAUUAACACAACAGCUGCCAAACCUGAUGAAAGCCUGACAGAAUUCACCUUUACCAACUUCAGCAGUACCACCGCACUGACAACCAUUGAAAACACCGGCAAGACAGUCAAGGUUAACUUUGCAAGUGGCGUUCAGAUUUCAGGAGGAAGUCUCUCCGAAGCCUACAACAGCCUGCAAUUCCACUUGCAUUGGGGAAAUGGCCCCUCAAUCCCUGGCUCUGAGCACACAGUGGAUGGCAAGCGCUACCCCAUGGAGAUGCACAUUGUAAACGUCAAGUCAUCCUACAAUGGCAACUUAACCGAGGCGCUCGCAGACUCCACAUCACUUGCUGCUCUUGGUUUCUUCAUUGAGGAGAUGUCAGGCAAUGCCACUGGCGAACCUGCAAGCUGGAAGACCUUGGCCUCCUAUCUGGCUAACAUCACAACCAAAGGUCAAACUUUUACACUUCCUUCUGGAAUUUCACUGGAUGACCUCCUUGUUGGGGUGAACCGUGCAAAGUACUAUCGUUACCUUGGCUCCUUGACCACCCCUGCUUGCAAUGAGGUGGUCGUUUGGACUGUGUUCAAGGAGCCGAUCAAAGUCAGCAAGGAUUUGAUUGAACUCUUUAGCAAAACAGUACACGUCAACGACACCUCAUCGCCUUUAAUGACGAAUACCUUCAGAGGGAUCCAGCCAGAUCAACCAGUCACAACACAGGCUGUAAGCUCUGCCUCCACAACCUGCUACUCUCUGGGGCUGAUGGUGCUGAGUCUUGCUCUGUGGAAGAAUCUGUGA
This is a messenger RNA of Limanda limanda (common dab), 942 nucleotides long. RefSeq names its product carbonic anhydrase XVb (gene ca15b). Gene Ontology annotation, molecular function: zinc ion binding; carbonate dehydratase activity. NCBI's taxonomy places the organism in Eukaryota, Metazoa, Chordata, Actinopteri, Pleuronectiformes, Pleuronectidae. The transcript is spliced from 8 exons. Gene Ontology annotation, cellular component: plasma membrane. The coding region runs from base 1 to 942 and encodes 313 amino acids. The record is from RefSeq and is a predicted model, not a curated record.